AUGAGCCUCUCCAUGAGAGAUCCGGUCAUUCCUGGGACAAGCAUGGCCUACCAUCCGUUCCUACCUCACCGGGCGCCGGACUUCGCCAUGAGCGCGGUGCUGGGUCACCAGCCGCCCUUCUUCCCCGCGCUGACGCUGCCUCCCAACGGCGCCGCGGCGCUCUCGCUGCCGGGCGCCCUGGCCAAGCCGAUCAUGGAUCAAUUGGUGGGGGCGGCAGAGACCGGCAUCCCUUUCUCGUCCCUGGGGCCCCAGGCGCAUCUGAGGCCUCUGAAGACCAUUGAGCCCGAAGAAGAGGUGGAGGAUGAUCCGAAGGUGCACCUGGAGGCUAAAGAACUUUGGGAUCAGUUCCACAAGAGGGGCACCGAGAUGGUCAUUACCAAGUCGGGAAGGCGAAUGUUUCCUCCAUUUAAAGUGAGAUGUUCUGGGCUAGAUAAAAAGGCCAAAUAUAUUUUACUGAUGGACAUUAUAGCUGCUGAUGACUGUCGAUAUAAAUUUCACAAUUCUCGGUGGAUGGUGGCGGGUAAGGCCGACCCUGAGAUGCCAAAGAGAAUGUACAUUCACCCCGACAGCCCGGCUACCGGGGAACAGUGGAUGUCUAAAGUUGUCACUUUCCACAAACUGAAACUCACCAACAACAUUUCGGACAAACACGGAUUUACUUUGGCCUUCCCAAGUGAUCACGCAACGUGGCAGGGGAAUUAUAGUUUUGGGACGCAGACUAUAUUGAACUCCAUGCACAAAUACCAGCCCCGGUUCCACAUUGUAAGAGCCAAUGACAUCUUGAAACUCCCUUAUAGUACAUUUCGGACGUACUUGUUCCCCGAAACUGAAUUCAUCGCUGUGACCGCAUACCAGAAUGAUAAGAUAACUCAGUUAAAAAUAGACAACAACCCAUUUGCGAAAGGUUUUCGGGACACUGGAAAUGGCAGGAGAGAAAAAAGAAAGCAGCUCACCCUGCAGUCCAUGCGGGUGUUUGAUGAAAGACACAAGAAGGAGACAGGAACUUCGGAUGAGUCCUCUAGCGAACAGGCGGCCUUCACCUGUUUCACUCAGGCCUCCUCACCAGCAGUGUCCACUGUAGGGACAUCGAACCUCAAAGAUCUGUGUCCCAGCGAGGCUGAGAGCGACGCGGAGGCCGAGAGCAAGGAAGAGCACGGCCCCGAGGCCUGCGACUCGGCCAAGAUCACCACCACCACGUCGGAGGAGCCGUGUCGCGACAAGGGCAGCCCGGCCAUCAAGGCUCACCUCUUUGCGGCGGAGCCAGGCGGCCGUCCCCGGGACAGCGGGCGGCUGGACAAGGCGUCGCCGGACUCGCGCCACAGUCCGGCCACCAUUUCCUCCAGCACCCGCGGUCUGGGCGCCGACGAGCGCCGGAGCCCGGGCCGCGAGGGCGCGGCCACGGCCAAGGUCGAGGAGGCGCGCGCGCUGCCAGGCAAGGAGGCGUUCGCGCCGCUCACCGUGCAGACGGACGCGGCCGCGCACCUGGCCCAGGGCCCCCUGCCCGGCCUGGGCUUCGCGCCGGGCCUGGCCGGCCAGCAGUUCUUCAACGGGCACCCACUGUUCCUGCAUCCCGGCCAGUUUGCCAUGGGGGGCGCCUUCUCCAGCAUGGCCGCGGGCAUGGGGCCCCUGCUGGCCACCGUGUCCGGGGCCUCUACUGGCGUCUCAGGCCUGGAUUCCUCGGCCAUGGCCUCUGCCGCCGCUGCGCAGGGACUGUCUGGGGCAUCUGCGGCCACCCUGCCCUUCCAUCUCCAGCAGCACGUCCUGGCCUCUCAGGGCCUGGCCAUGUCGCCUUUUGGAAGCCUCUUCCCUUACCCCUACACAUACAUGGCCGCAGCAGCUGCCGCCUCCUCGGCUGCGGCCUCCAGCUCCGUGCACCGCCACCCGUUCCUCAGCCUGAACAGCAUGCGCCCGCGGCUGCGCUACAGCCCCUACUCCAUCCCGGUGCCGGUCCCCGACAGCAGCAGCCUGCUGGCCACCGCGCUGCCUUCCAUGGCGCCGGCCGCGGGGCCCCUGGACGGCAAGGCCGCUGCCCUGGCCUCCAGCCCCGCUUCGGUGGCCGUGGACUCGGGCUCAGAACUGAACAGCCGUUCCUCCACGCUCUCUUCCAGCUCUGUGUCCUUGUCGCCCAAACUCUGCUCCGAGAAGGAGGCGGCCACCAGCGAACUUCAGAGUAUCCAGCGAUUGGUCAGUGGCUUGGAAGCCAAGCCCGACAGGUCCCGCAGCGCGUCCCCCUAG
Messenger RNA from Marmota flaviventris (yellow-bellied marmot), 2235 nucleotides. RefSeq names its product T-box transcription factor 3 (gene Tbx3). NCBI's taxonomy places the organism in Eukaryota, Metazoa, Chordata, Mammalia, Rodentia, Sciuridae. Gene Ontology annotation, biological process: regulation of transcription by RNA polymerase II; positive regulation of DNA-templated transcription; cell fate specification. Gene Ontology annotation, molecular function: DNA-binding transcription factor activity, RNA polymerase II-specific; RNA polymerase II cis-regulatory region sequence-specific DNA binding. The record is from RefSeq and is a predicted model, not a curated record. Gene Ontology annotation, cellular component: chromatin; nucleus.